Messenger RNA from Paraglomus occultum, 426 nucleotides. The record is from the annotation of a GenBank genome assembly. NCBI's taxonomy places the organism in Eukaryota, Fungi, Glomeromycota, Glomeromycetes, Paraglomerales, Paraglomeraceae.
AUGGCCCCAGUCCCGACAUCCGUAAUACGCGCUGUUCCUCGUGAAGCACUUACGAAACUAUCAAUCCAGCGCCCUACUCGCGUCUCUCUUUCUCAACUAUAUACUAUAGGUCGUCAUGUAUUGGAUUCCUCCUCCCCAGGAAGAUAUCUUAUACCUGCUCAAUUUCUUCAUGCCGAGUUACCCAUACGUCUAUCUCAAACACUCAACAUACUUCAAUCGCCUUUGGUGCCUCAGGCAUUCACUUCUAUGCCUACUUUUAAGAAAUUCACUCAGCAAUACUAUGAUUAUAUUAGCAUCCUUAUGAGUACAUCUAAGCCUGACAAUAAAAAAAAGGAAGAAGAAUUCACCAACGUUAUAAGGCUACUAAAGAAAGAACACCGAAAUAAUUUAUUAUCAUUAAGACAAACAUUUAGAGAAAUUGUAGAC